This is a messenger RNA of Talaromyces atroroseus, 1344 nucleotides long. RefSeq lists its product as hypothetical. Gene Ontology annotation, cellular component: perinuclear endoplasmic reticulum; endoplasmic reticulum membrane; cortical endoplasmic reticulum. Lineage: Eukaryota; Fungi; Ascomycota; Eurotiomycetes; Eurotiales; Trichocomaceae. The coding region runs from base 1 to 1344 and encodes 447 amino acids. The transcript is spliced from 2 exons. Gene Ontology annotation, biological process: endoplasmic reticulum inheritance; septin ring assembly. The record is from RefSeq and is a predicted model, not a curated record.
AUGUGGAUUAUCCGGGUUUUCUUCUCUGCUACCUACCUGACAGCCAUCGUCCUCUCGAUCCCACUGGCUUUCGAUGUCGGAGGCAAAACAUGCGGUCUGGCCUACUCCCUGUCUCUAGCCAGCUUCUACUUCCUGUUUUCUGUCCUGAAACUCGCGACCCCCGACGCUUCGCGCUUCAGGCGACUGCUCGUCAUUCUCGUGAGCUCGACGCAAUGGCUUAUCGUUCCGGCUUUGCUGAUAUGGUCGCUGAACCUGUUCUCCGUCGAUUCGAAGAGUCGCAACGAUCGUACCAGUCGAUGGCUUGAUACUUACAGCUUGAAGGGUAGCGGUGCGGGCCAGAACCAGGUUGCAUGGGAUGAUGCUUCGACAUGGACUUUUGGUUUGAUGGAGUCGCUUACCAUUGGUAGCUGGGACAAGCUCUUGCGAUGGUCUUCCCCUUUCUUUCAACUCGUUGAAGGCUUCUGCAGUUUGCUUGUCAUCCAAGCUGCUGGGCAGAUUACGCGCUGGCUGGUCAAUAGGAGUGGCGGGGGUGAUACUUGGUUGAUAACUCUUCUGGUCCUCUCUGCGUCUAUCAUCUCAAGUUCAGUCUAUUUCCUAUGGCGAGUGCUUCAGUUCCCAGAAAUAUCCAACGUUGAUGCUGCCCUGAUCGGCGUCGCCAUAACGAACGCUGUCAUUUUGUGCGCCUGGGGAAUUGGCAGUGGCCGUGGCAAUGCGGUCGAAAGUUCGCUACUCUUUGCUUACAUUGUUCUUUGUGUCUAUCAAAUCUUCACCGAUUACCAGCCAUCCGAGCCUGUUGAACAGGCUCCUCCGGCGCAAGCGGCUGAUUUCCCUCCUCUUCCACCCAUCAUCAUGGCAUCAUACAGCACGCUGAUAAGCCUGCUCUCGCUUCUGCCAUCUAUUCUGCAUGCCGCAUUCAACGUCAUUGCAGCCGCUUUUAGCGCCGUCACACCAUCGGUGUUGAUCACUCUCGCCUAUCGCCUAUUCGUGUUCUACGCCUCAACGCGCAUAAUCCCCGCUGUCCGCGAAUCUGGCGCUCGAGCUCUUUCGCAAGAAGCGUCUUUGGAUGAUGACGACGGCGCCAACAAGCUUUUAGGCUUGCUGAGCUGGUUUUCGCCCACUAUCCUUAUCGCGGUGUACACCAGUCUAUUAAUGCAACAUUUCGCCGCAAAUGCUCAGGGCGGAGCUGGUGCCGGACAGUGGUGGCUAAGCCAGGGCGAUGUGGGCUCGAAUUUCUGGAGAUGGAUCAAUCUCGGUUGUACAAUGGCGCUUUAUGCGUUUGAGUUGUGGAUUGGACAAGAGGAUGACCUUAACUCGGGGCUUACGGGACAUUGGAAGACAGAUUGA